Messenger RNA from Amaranthus tricolor (Joseph's coat), 2036 nucleotides. Its product is annotated as probable serine/threonine-protein kinase CST. Gene Ontology annotation, molecular function: ATP binding; protein kinase activity. The coding region runs from base 374 to 1609 and encodes 411 amino acids. NCBI's taxonomy places the organism in Eukaryota, Viridiplantae, Streptophyta, Magnoliopsida, Caryophyllales, Amaranthaceae. The transcript is spliced from 6 exons. The record is from RefSeq and is a predicted model, not a curated record. Gene Ontology annotation, biological process: protein phosphorylation.
UCGGCGGUUAGCAAAAUCCGUUGACUUGGUACAUUGUGUGCAUUUGCUCCUUGAGCACCUAUCCUCCUCCAAAAUUUAGCUGUUUAUAUUCAACAUUUCCACGUCUUCUUCUUUUAUUCUUUCUCUCAAUUGAAUUGAUCCUUAUUUCCUUUUUCUAUUCCCAAUUUUCAAUUUCUUUCUAAAUAAUUUAUCACUCUAUUUUUGGGUUUUAUUUUUCUUUUCUUGGGAGACUAACAGGAAAAAACCACGACUUGCUCAAAAUAUAGGAACGAACCCAGAAAUUUCACAAAGUCCACCGUUUAAUCUUUUGUUAGCUGUAUUUAAGAGUCUAAAUAGUAACCAGGGUUUAUUGGAAGAAGAAACAAGAAACAAAAUGGGUAAUUGUUGGGGAUCUAGACAAGAACCUACCAAUCCAAUCAUUUACUCUCCUCCAGACAUAAGAACGUUACAAAACACACCACCACCGAUUCAACCAAAUAACGUGCUGGGAGGAAGAGUAAACCCGCCAGGAGGAGUCGGAGUAGGAGUAGGAGUAGAAAUAGGAAUAGGACGCAUCAUAAAACCGAACCCAAAAAUAUACACAUUUGCGGAACUAAAAAGUGCGACACGAAAUUUUAAACCGGAUUCGGUGUUAGGAGAAGGAGGGUUUGGAAGAGUGUAUAAAGGAUGGAUUGAUCAAACAACAUUAGCACCUUCCAGACCUGGAGUUGGUAUUCCUGUUGCUGUAAAGAAAUGCAAUGCUGAUGGUGGCCAAGGUCUCAAAGAAUGGAAAACAGAGAUCAACUUCUUGGGCAAAUUUUCUCAUCCGAAUUUGGUUAGAUUAAUUGGUUAUUGUUGGGAAGAGAAGGAGCUUCUACUUGUCUAUGAAUACAUGAAUAACGGAAGUUUAGAAAACCACCUCUUUCAAAGAGGUGUUAAUCCCCCAUCUUGGAGUACAAGAAUAAAUAUUGCAAUGGGUGCAGCCAGAGGACUUGAUUUCUUACAUACAUCUGAAAAUACUGUUAUCUAUCGUGAUUUUAAAGCUGCUAAUAUUUUAUUGGAUCAGAAUUUUGAAGCCAAACUGUCAGACUUUGGGCUUGCCAGAUUAGGCCCACCAGUUGAUAAAUCUCAUGUGACUACACAAGCUGUGGGUACAUAUGGAUAUGCCGCCCCUGAAUAUAUUAAUACAGGUCAUUUAUACGUACGGAGUGAUGUGUACGGUUUUGGCGUAGUAUUAUUAGAGAUAUUAACAGGCCUUAAGGCUUAUGAUACAAACAGGUCCAAUGGGCAGACAAGCUUGGUUGAUUGGUUCAAGCCUAUCCUUAGUGAAAAGUAUAAAUUAAAGAAGAUGAUUGAUCGAAGAAUGGAUGAGUAUCCUUCUGAAGGUGUUAACAAAUUGGCCCAACUUAUAUUAAGAUGUCUUCAAAAUGACCCCAAAAAAAGGCCUCCAAUGUCAGAAGUUCUUAUCAUAUUGGAAAGAAUAAGUACCAUUAGGAUCCCAAAGCCCGUUUCUUCUAAACCCAAAAGGCCUCAUAGCUAUCCUACAACUCCGGCCCAUUAUCAACGUGGAGAAGGUGCAACUUCUAGCCCUAGGCCACAAACAUAUCCUAGGCUAAAACCGAGAACAUGAUGAGGAGUUUAAUAGUGUAAGAGCUUCUAUACUUCCCCUUUUGGACUUCAAGACUGAUUAUAUUGUUUUAAUCAAAUUGCUAUAUUUUUAUUAAAAAAUUGAAAAUGCAGCAAUUCUAUUAGGCAAAAAUUAACUGUUACUAAAGAAAAUUAACAAUAUAGUAGUAUAUGUUAUACAUCACUUUCUAGUUGGCAUGUAUAAAGAGGGGCAUAUUUUCUUUUUUAUUACAGGUAAGUAAAGGGAGUGAAUAGAAUUACACAAUGGAAAAAAUUGUUUUUAGCAAGUUUGUGAAUUUUCCAAAUUACGCAUACAUACAGUUGAUCCAUCAACUAGAAAUUUGAUUGGGUAAAUGUGUAAAAUAGACAUUUGAUUGGGAAUUGACAUUGAAUUUCAGAAUUAGGAUCCUUAGGAAAUGGGGUUUUCUAUA